CUGCGCUGCAGGGAAACGCAGGCGGUUGUGGGAAGGACGUCCAGGUCAGACAUAUUAGUUCUCGGUUGGAGUUGAAGGAGAGAGAGAGAACAUGAAGGGGAUUCGGGGGAUAAGUCAAGUAUCGAGACGGGCCUUUGCGGCCACUUCAAGCCACCCACCCUUGAGUGAGCCUCUGUCGGGCCUUAAGGUGUCUGCGGGUGCCGUCCACAUGUACCAGGAUGUACAUGUGACUAAACUGCCCAGUGGGUUGGUCAUCGCUUCUCUGGAAAAUUACUCCCCUGCGUCUCGCAUUGGUGUGCUGGUGAGGGCUGGCAGUCGCUAUGAAACCUUGGACAGCCUGGGUGUUACACACCUGCUUCGACUGGCGAGUGGUCUGACUACCAAAGGAGCCUCUGCUUUUAGGAUCUGCCGUGGGAUUGAAGCUGUAGGAGGAAGUCUUGGUGUGACUACCACCAGAGAAACCAUGCUGUACACCGUGGACUGUCUGAGAGAUCAGAUAGACACAGUCAUGGAAUAUCUGAUCAAUGUGACCACUGCUCCAGAGUUUCGACCCUGGGAACUGGCUGAGCUCACACCCAGGGUGAAACUAGACAAUGCCAUUGCAAGCAAGAGCGUGCAGAUUGGUGUCCUUGAGAAUCUGCAUGCUGCUGCUUACAAGAAUGCGCUCUCCAACUCUCUGUACUGUCCAGAUUACAUGGUUGGCAAAAUCUCCACAGACCAGAUGCACACCUUUGUUCAGAACAAUUUUACAAGUGGAAGAAUGGCUCUUGUUGGACUGGGUGUGGACCAUGCUGUUCUUAAGCAAGUAGGAGAGCAGUUCCUUAACAUCCGUAGUGGAACAGGCACUGCUGGGUCAAAUGCUGUGUAUCAUGGAGGUGAGCUGCGGCAACAGACAGGGGACAGCUUGGUACAUGCAGCUCUGGUGGCUGAAGGAGCAGCAGUGAGCUCUGCUGAGGCCACAGCCUUCGGAGUGCUGCAGCAUGUUCUGGGGGUGGGACCACGUGUCAAGAGAGGCUCCAACACCACCAGCCUGCUGGACCAGGCCAUAUCUAAGGUCUCAACUCAGCCUUUUGAUGCCUCCGCAUUUAAUGCCAGCUACUCUGACUCUGGUCUGUUUGGAGUAUACACCAUCUCACAGGCCGCUACAACUAGAGAUGUGAUCAAGGCUGCCAUUGGCCAGGUCAGUUCCAUCGCACAGGGAAACCUUGCUGCAUCAGACCUCAGCAGAGCCAAAGCCCAGCUGAAGGCUGAGUACCUUAUGUCUAUUGAAAGCUCAGAAAGCCUGUUGGAAACUAUUGGGACACAAGCAUUAACCGAGGGCACCUACCAUUCCCCAGAGGCGAUAACCCAAAAAGUUGAUGCUGUGUCUUCUAGUGAUGUUAUUAAUGCCGCAAAAAAGUUUGUGUCCGGCAAGAAGGCAAUGGCUGCCAGUGGACAUCUGGUGAACACCCCUUUCCUGGAUGAAAUCUAAUUGACCUCCAGUGCUCCUCCGAUUCAGAGAGGAUGCAAGAAAACAAUCUUGAUACCAGUCCCAGCACUUGUCCAGAGUAAUAAUGUUUGAUGUUAAAAUAUUAUUUUAUGAAGUGGAAAAACAUUAAAUAAGAGGAAAGACUCUACCACUGUCCAUCUGAACUGUAUAGAACAUGUAAACUAAUAAAACAUAUUUGUUCGGGGAAAAA
Molecule: messenger RNA, 1679 nt
Organism: Astyanax mexicanus (Mexican tetra)
Lineage: Eukaryota; Metazoa; Chordata; Actinopteri; Characiformes; Acestrorhamphidae
Gene: uqcrc2b
Product: cytochrome b-c1 complex subunit 2, mitochondrial
Exons: 14
Coding region: 92-1471 (459 amino acids)
Cellular component (GO): mitochondrion
Molecular function (GO): metal ion binding
Source: RefSeq, a predicted model, not a curated record